UGUAACGCCACACCAGCAGAGGGAGCCCUCACCCACUGACUGACUGUUGCUGCUCCCUCUGCUGCUUUGUUGGUUACUUCCUGUUUGGUGGCCAUAAAAGGAGGCCUACACCAAACAGGAGGCGCGAAGUAUUGUUUUGCUAUUGUGGACUCUACCAAGCGUUUUCCCUGUUUUCAUUGCCCUGUUUUGAUUGUCUCGGUUUUGUUUCUUGCCAUUGUUUUACUUUGUUUUUGCCAUUGUUUUGUCUGUUCAUUGCCAUAGUUUUUGCCAAGUUUCACAGCCCUGUUCAUUUGUUACUUUUCGGACUGCUCUCUCUGGUUUUUGGACUGUGCCUGUUUUAUGGACUACGAUAUUGUUUUGUCUUCGUCACAUUGUUUGUUGGAUAUUGACCCUGCCUGUUUGACUACGAUCUGUUUAUUAAAGCUCGCACUUGGAUCUUAUACGCUUCCUACGAGUCCUCAUUACAGAUACAAGUACAAUACAGAUGCCGCCCUCACUAAUGAUGCUGAUAAUUUCACAGUGAGCUCCACAUGCUCAUUUGACACCAAGAAUACUGUUCAACAGCUUGUUUCCGGGUGUUUAAAAGAGCAAGCAGAAAGCUCACCCAUGUGGGUGAUUGUACCAUUUGGAAACAUUUUGCGUGGCAUUGGGGAAGCCAGCAUUGGCCCUCUGGGAAUGUCAUUCAUAGAUGAUUAUGCACACCCAGAAAACUCUGCUUUUUACAUUGGUUGCCUGAACACACUCGGAGUGACUGGGCCAUUUUUCGGUUACUUGCUUGGAUCACUGUGUGCUAAUCUCUAUGUGGACAUUGGUUUAGUGAAUCAAGAGAGUGUGACCAUCACUCCUCAGGACUCUCGCUGGGUUGGAGCCUGGUGGUUGGGUUAUGUGGUUUCUGGGCUGUUGACUCUUCCUGCUGCUUUGCCUCUCUGGUUCCUGCCAAGAGCUCUACCUGAAAGUCCUCAAACCUCUACACUGGACCACCCCUCAAACCAACACAAAGACACACUCAGCAUUACAGAGAUAGCCAAAGAUUUUGGGCCAUCACUUAAGCGUCUGCUCACCAGUGUUGAUUAUCUCCUGUACCUGGCUUACAGCGUAUUGGCAUUCAAUGCCUUUGCCAUUGUCGUAACAUACACACCAAAGUAUUUGGAGCAGCAGUUUGGACAAAGUGCAUCCAAGACCAAUUUUCUGAUUGGAGUGACGUCUGUUCCGGGAGUGGCUCUGGGUGUGUUCCUGAGUGGUUGGAUAGUUAAGAGGUUUAAACUGAGUCUGCUGGGAUCUGCAAGACUGAUGUUCUUGUGCUUUGUAACCUCAUUGGUUUGCUCCAUGCCUUUCUUUGCUCUCAGCUGUAAAAACACAGAUGUUGCUGGGGUCACAGUACCCUAUCAAAGAUCUAUUGACGUUCAAGAUGCAAGCCAUGAUUUACUCACUUCUUGCAAUGCUCACUGCGGGUGUCCCAACUUCCAAUGGGAUCCAGUGUGUGGACAGAACGGAAUGACCUACAUCUCUCCUUGUCACGCUGGCUGUAAUUCCACUCAGGGCGCAGGACAGAAUAUGACUUUCCGUAGCUGUAAAUGCAUCCAGAGCUGGGGACUGACUUCUGGGAACUCCUCUGCAGUACUUGGACAGUGUUCACGAGAGAGUAACUGCACUAAAAUGUUCUACAUCUAUCUGGCACUGCAGUCUCUUGUCUUCUUUGUGUACUCUCUGGGCACUGUUCCUUUAUUGCUCAUCUCAUUGAGGAUUGUGGAUCCUGCUUUGAAGUCUCUCUCAGUGGGCAUAUUUAUGUUAGCUUUAAGAGUUUUUGGUGGUAUUCCUGCUCCCAUUUUCUUUGGUGCUUUAAUUGACUCUACCUGUCUGAAAUGGGGCCAAAAGAAAUGUGGUGGAAGUGGUGCGUGCAGAAUAUAUGACAUUGAAACUUUCAGGUACCUAUUUCUGGGACUGAUCUGCUCUUUUAAGGCAUUUAGCAAUAUCCUGUUAUGGAUACUCGUCACAAAGAUUAAGAGAAAUGUACACAGCGAUAAAGAAAUGUCCAAGGACACAGAACUCCAACACCCUGGGAUAUGUGAUCCAAAGCAGGAAAAUACUCCAAUGUAAUGUUCUAUGUUGUUUUGUUUUGUUCCUGGGUCAUUUUCAAAAUAUGAUGACAAACAUUUAUUUAUUAUUAUUAUUAUUUACAUUUUGUAGUUGUCAUACCAUUUCUUGUGGCAUGGAAACUAACAUUUGUCACAAAAAUUAGUUGUAAAACAUACUGUUUGUGCAACAGUAUAAAAAGGUAAACACACUGUACUAAUGAAAGUUCUAAUGAAUUAUAUAGAUAUUUACAAACAGUACCUCACAUUCACAUAAUUCUUGGUAAGUUGUAGGUGUGAUGUACAGUAAAUUUUGCAGUUUGGUGUUUCUGUUUGUAUGCAAUAGAGUCUUUGUAACACCUGGUUGCAGUAUAAUUCCAGUAAAUAAAUUAGUGGUAUAUGAUACUAAAACAUUUUGAUGUUUCUGUUGUAAAUUAUGUAA
This is a messenger RNA of Labeo rohita (rohu), 2514 nucleotides long. RefSeq names its product solute carrier organic anion transporter family member 1C1. The record is from RefSeq and is a predicted model, not a curated record. The coding region runs from base 340 to 2097 and encodes 585 amino acids. Gene Ontology annotation, molecular function: protein binding. NCBI's taxonomy places the organism in Eukaryota, Metazoa, Chordata, Actinopteri, Cypriniformes, Cyprinidae. Gene Ontology annotation, cellular component: membrane. The transcript is spliced from 12 exons. Gene Ontology annotation, biological process: sodium-independent organic anion transport; transmembrane transport.